Messenger RNA from Thrips palmi, 661 nucleotides. It is a transcript of the gene RpL35A, whose product is annotated as 60S ribosomal protein L35a. NCBI's taxonomy places the organism in Eukaryota, Metazoa, Arthropoda, Insecta, Thysanoptera, Thripidae. The record is from RefSeq and is a predicted model, not a curated record. Bases 161 to 625 code for a protein of 154 amino acids. Gene Ontology annotation, biological process: ribosomal large subunit biogenesis; cytoplasmic translation. The transcript has 5 exons. Gene Ontology annotation, molecular function: structural constituent of ribosome. Gene Ontology annotation, cellular component: ribosome; cytosolic large ribosomal subunit.
CCCUGGUCUAUUCGACGGAACGUUCUUUGCCAAACAAGUAAAGAAGAAAGGAGAAGAACUAACGCGGCCCCGCGCCAGCGCCUUCCAGGAUUGAACAGCUUUUCCGGACUGUUCUUUCGAGGUCUGUAAACUUCCGGGUUGACGGGUACCCGACUCCAAAAUGGUGAGCAAGAACAAGAAGGAGGUACCUGGUUACGUGAAGGAAGCCAUCGAGCGGGUGGCGAAGAAGAAGGCCGCCAAGAAAGCGUCCGGCGAAGUCACACCACCCAAACCGUGCAAGUUGAAGAGGCACGGACGUCUGUAUGCCAAGGCUAUCUUCUCAGGCUACAAGCGCGGUCUUAGGAAUCAGCAUGAAAACACUGCCCUGCUGAAGGUUGAUGGAGCCCGUACUAAGGAAGAUUCAGACUUUUACGUUGGCAAGAAGGUGGUGUACGUCUACAGGUCAAAGAACAAGACCUCAGUUCCCGGCAAGACCAAGCUUAAGACUAAGACUCGUGCUAUCUGGGGCAAGAUCACCCGACCUCAUGGAUGCCGCGGAAGUGUUAGAGCUAAGUUCACCUCCAACCUCCCCUCCCAGGCCAUGGGUCGUCAUGUCAGAAUUAUGCUGUACCCCUCCAGGAUCUAAGUUGAGACUUCUUUAAUAAAAACAGAAAACUAUCUG